Cryptomeria japonica (Japanese cedar) is the source of this 706-nucleotide messenger RNA. RefSeq names its product protein PROTON GRADIENT REGULATION 5, chloroplastic. Gene Ontology annotation, biological process: photosynthetic electron transport in photosystem I; response to high light intensity. Gene Ontology annotation, molecular function: electron transfer activity. The record is from RefSeq and is a predicted model, not a curated record. The transcript has 2 exons. Gene Ontology annotation, cellular component: chloroplast. Bases 157 to 516 code for a protein of 119 amino acids. Lineage: Eukaryota; Viridiplantae; Streptophyta; Pinopsida; Cupressales; Cupressaceae.
CUAGCCUCACAUUUGUUUCUACAUACACUCCAUUCACGGCACCUGCUAAGACUCUCUUUCUUUCUUUCUUCCUCAACCCAAUUCUGAGAAACUCUUUUUUCGAGGUCUGGGGUUCGAAUCCCCACUUGAGGGCCAUAAUUGACUGGUUAUAAAACAAUGGCAGCUGCUGCUUUUACAGGCAAUAGCUUAAUGGCUUCCUCUUGUUGUGGUAGAGGAGAGGGAAGUGUUCAGGUGAAGUGGGUUUCGUUGGGGAAGGUCAGGAGUUCGAAGCCCUUUGUGGUCAAGCCGCUGAUGAAGAAUGUGAACGAAGGGAAGGGAUUAUUUGCGCCUGUGGUUGUUGUUGUCAGAAAUGUUGUGGGCAAGAAGACUUUCAACUCUUUGAGGGGAAAAGCCAUUGCUUUGCAUUCACAGGUGAUAACUGAAUUUUGUAAAUCAAUAGGAGCUGAUGCCAAACAAAGGCAAGGCUUGAUUCGCUUGGCCAAAAAGAAUGGUGAAAAGUUGGGCUUCUUAGCAUAAAACAUUGUGGAAAUACAAGAUGGAAAUGUUCUAUUAGAUUCUUCUAUGCCUAUGAUGUGCCUCACAAAUACAAAAUGUCAAUUGAAAAAAGUAUUUCACACUAUAUGUAAUGUACACUGCAAUGCAUUGAGAUUAUGCUUUUUACUAAUUUUUUUAUAUAGAUAUAUGACAAAACAUUUUUUGUUGCAUA